Molecule: messenger RNA, 1904 nt
Organism: Oncorhynchus tshawytscha (Chinook salmon)
Lineage: Eukaryota; Metazoa; Chordata; Actinopteri; Salmoniformes; Salmonidae
Product: guanylyl cyclase-activating protein 1-like
Exons: 4
Coding region: 222-791 (189 amino acids)
Molecular function (GO): calcium ion binding; calcium sensitive guanylate cyclase activator activity
Source: RefSeq, a predicted model, not a curated record
GGGUGUGGCCAGUCCGACCUGAUUCAAAAGCCCCGGCCGGUGCCUACCUCCUCCCCAGGUCCCAUCGUUGUGUGACUGUGAAGAGCGAUACCCUCCGCUUCACAGUAGACCAAUAGGGCUCUUAAGGCGACCGCUAACCCAGUCUUUCGACGACCGCUAACCCAGUCUUUCGACACUUCUAUAGGCUCCAGCCAUCACAAAAGUCAGUCGACUGUACAGACAUGGGUAACGCAACAGGAUCCACUGUGGAAGAUCUCCAGGCUGUGGAGAAGCACCUCUGGUAUAAGAAGUUCAUGACCGAGUGUCCUUCGGGUCAGCUCACCCUGCAUGAGUUCAAGCAGUUCUUUGGGCUCCGGGGACUGGAUGCUGAGGCCAACGCCUACAUCGAGCAGAUGUUCCGCACAUUCGAUAUGAACAAGGAUGGCUACAUAGACUUCUUGGAGUAUGUGGCUGCUCUGAGCCUGGUGAUGCGGGGUAAAAUGGAACAUAAGCUCCGCUGGUACUUUAAACUGUAUGAUGUGGACGGCAACGGGUGCAUUGAUCGAAGUGAGCUGCUAAACAUCAUAAAGGCUAUCCGUGCAAUCAAUGGGAACGAAAACCAGGAAGUUGAUGCAGAGGAGUUCACCAACCGGGUGUUUGACAAGAUAGACGUCAACGGAGAUGGGGAGCUGUCUUUGGAGGAGUUUGUGGCAGGGGCUCACACUGACGAAGACUUCAUGGAAGUGAUGAUGAAGACCUUGGAUCUCACCCACAUAGUCGCCAUGAUCCACAAUCGGAGGCACAGUGUUUAGAGUCUGCCCUCAGACGCCUCCAUCUCCACUCUCCAUUGUAAUAGACUGCCGAAGGGCCACAUAGGAACUGAGCCAUGAGCCCUCAAAAGAUCUAGCCCAGAUUUGUAUAAAGACAAUCUUUAUCUUAGCAAUGCUGAAGGGCCAUGCUUUGAAUGCAUUCUUUGUUGUCGGAAUUCACAAGAGGUUGAAUGACGAUGAAAAAUGCCCUUUGCCUGCAUACAAAUGACUCAGUCAACCAUCGCUGGCUGGUUAGUGCCCUUGUGCAUGAACUAAAUCUGAGAGAGGUCUACAUGAGAGAUUUCUCACACCGUCAGCUGAACCGGAGACCCAACUAGGUCAUAACAUAAGGAGGGUGGAGGAUAAAGAGGGUGGAGGGAGUGGAGUGGUGACUACCCAAGGUGGUGAUUACCCAUUAUAACCCAUGCAUUCCUGACAAAAAAUAAAUAUAUAUUUUUAAAUCCCUCACCCACCUCAGAGGCAGAUUCCUGUAGGGAAAUGAUCAUUUCCAAACCACAUCGAUAAUGACGUCUCAAACGAUCUUUUGGACCAAACUCAGUUAUUCAGUUGACUGGUUCCUCUCCAUGACUGUGCGUCCGGGUUCUAUUGGAGGAAGUUAUAAUUCACCCACUUUCCACCCAGUACAGUCAGUUGUCAGCUCAAAUACGACUAGAGCCCAAGUUCAUUCUGUGCCAUGACUAAACGUUCCAGUUCCUCAGGAAACAGGUUCUUCCAGAAGUUAGGGAUCUAAAUAACUUAGAUACUUGUCACAAAAUGCACUUUGUAAAAAAAACAAGACCAGCAUGUUUUUACAUUGUACUGGCCCCAGUUGUUAGGAAAUAAAGUCAGCAUUUUCAGGACAUUGAUUUGAAGGAAUAUCUUAACACUACUACAUUCUAAUGUUUUCCCUACCAGACAGUAAAGUGUAAAAAAUAAAUUGUGCACAUUUGUUUGUGUUUCUGUGAGUGUGUGAGACAUACAUGAAUGACCAAUGCGCUCGCCUAGAUGGCAUUAGAAUGACCUUUAUAUAGAUCCCUAGCCCACUAACCUUGUUUAACCCAAAAAUUGCUCUAGUUUAAAAUAGUCAAAUAAAGAUUGAAAUCUGUUGUAUUUUCA